This is a messenger RNA of Dendrobium catenatum, 4418 nucleotides long. RefSeq names its product heterogeneous nuclear ribonucleoprotein Q. The coding region runs from base 232 to 2535 and encodes 767 amino acids. The transcript has 13 exons. Gene Ontology annotation, cellular component: nucleus. Gene Ontology annotation, molecular function: mRNA binding. Lineage: Eukaryota; Viridiplantae; Streptophyta; Magnoliopsida; Asparagales; Orchidaceae. The record is from RefSeq and is a predicted model, not a curated record.
AACAUCAAUUCAGGCCUUACGCCCUGAUAAGCUGUCGCGUAUUCUCUCCGCGAACAAAACCCUAUUCCGUCAGGAUUGCACCGUUUUAAGGUUUCGCAAAACCUCAUCUUUCAAGGUUGCAGACCCAUUCCUUACUUCGGCGUAGGUAUACGUUCAUCAUCUUCAACCAUUUCUUUCCGGGAAAAGGAAAAUCAUUAAGCAAUAGCCAUUAGGGCUUUCUAGUUCUGAAGCAUGAGGACGCGAAAGACAGAUUCGCCCAAAUCUGGUCCUGGGAAGAAGGCGGCGCAAGCCAAGAAGGAGGUGGCGGCUGCGGAGAAAACACCAGAAGUGACGCCCAAAUCCGCGCCAAAAUCGACACCUAAAGCAUCGGGGACGAAGGCGGCCAGGGGGAAGCAGUCGACACCCAAAGCUGCCGCGGUCGCCGAGGCCACCGAAGCCAACGUGGUGGUCGCUGCCGUUAUCACUGACUCUGAAGAGAAUACUGUUGAAGUGCCGGAGAAAUCACUUGAGAAGAAGGUACGUGCUAAAGCAAAGACACCGCAGGGUGGGAAGGUGGCCGGUAUUUCCGCCCCCAAAGAGACGGAAACUACGGAAGAGACCUCCGCCAAAAUAAAAGUGGAAAAGAUCAAGGAAGAUGUAGAGGAGGGUUUGCAGUCUGUCGGUACCGCUAUUUUGCAAGAAGAGUUGGUAAAGCUUGAGGAUACAUCCGACAAGAAGCAUGAGGCAGACGAUAUGGUGGUUUCUGGGGAAGGGCCAGAGAUUGAGGAAGAGAUCAAGCAAGAAAGUAGCGCGGCCAUAAAGGAUGCACCUGAAGCUAGUCCGGAAGUGAAUAAUGAAACUGCAACUUACCCAAAUGUCGAUGAAUCAUAUUGUAAAAAUGAAAAAGAUGCUUUUGAGGACCAGCAGAUAGAGGAAGAAGUAGAGCGGGAUAGCUUGAAGGAAACUGGUGUGGAGGUUCCAACUGCAGAGAGAGGAGAAGGAGAAGUAGAAGGAGAGGACUUGGAAGUGGUGGGGGAUGAUGAAGAAGGCCCCAAGCUAGACGUGGAGGAGCAGCUUCAAAUUUCUGAUAUGGCAAAAGCAAGAAAGAUAAAAAAGGAACAGGAGAUAUUUGUUGGCGGUCUGGACCGGGAUGCUGUGGAGGAUGAUUUAAGGAAAGCGUUUGAAAAGGUUGGUGAAGUUGUCGAGGUGCGGUUGCACAAGGACUAUGCUACUAACAAAAACAAGGGCUUUGCUUUUGUUAAGUUUGCUAACAAGGAACAUGUGGCCAGGGCUCUUGAACAGAUGAAAAACCCUUUGAUACGCGGAAAGCGCUGUGGCAUUGCACCCAGUGAAGAUAAUGACACUCUUUUCUUAGGGAAUAUCUGCAAUACUUGGACUAAAGAUGCUGUCAAGCGCAAGCUAAGAGACUACGGCAUAGAGUCAGUUGAGGGUAUAACACUUGUUCCAGACACACAAAACGAAGGCUUGAGUCGGGGCUUUGCCUUCCUUGAAUUUGCUUGCCAUGCAGAUGCAAUGGCUGCCUACAAGAGGCUCCAGAAGCCAGAUGUGAUUUUUGGCCAUCCUGAAAGGACAGCGAAAGUAGCUUUUGGUGAGCCGCUACGUGAACCUGACCCAGAAGUCAUGGCUCAGGUGAAAUCAGUGUUUAUUGAUGGGCUACCACCUUACUGGGAUGAAGACCAAGUUAAGGAGCAUUUUAAAAGUUAUGGAGAGAUUGAGCGGGUUGUCCUUGCACGAAAUAUGUCAACUGCCAAACGAAAGGAUUUUGGGUUUGUAAAUUUUACAAACCAUGAAGCAGCUGUAUCAUGCGUUGAGGGUGUUAAUGACACUGAACUGGGUGAUGGAAAAUCUAAGAUGAAAGCCAGAGCUAGGCUCGCAAAUCCUCUGCCAAAAACUCAGGCUGUGAAGGGUGGAAUGAGCGGUGGGUUUCGCAUUGGGCAUAAUGGCAUUGGAGUUUAUUCUAGAUUUGGUAGGGGCUUUGGUAGGGGCAGGUUUCCUUCCAACAGGGCAGGGUUUCAGGGCGGCAGGGGUUUUUAUCCACGUGGUCGUGGUAGGGGAGGAAGGUUUUCUCAUGCAUCUGAUGAUGUUGAAAUGCCAUAUCCUGAAUUUCAUGGCUGGAGGCCUUACGGAGUCCGAGGAGGCAGAAGAGGUUCUACAUCUGGAAGGGUUGGUGCUUUUGAUAGAGGUCUUGGCAGAGGAUUUCCGUCUAGAAGGCCGCCUUAUACCCCAGAAGGGGAUUUUGGUGGACAUUUUGGUACCACACAAUUUGGGGAAGAUCCUUACUAUUAUGGUGGAGGACGUGGAGGACUUAAGCGUCCGUUUUCUGUGAUGGAGCAAGAUUCUAGUUACCUUGAACCUACUAGUAGAAUACGUCCUCGUUAUGAUCAUCCUGACCCACUCUCCGUUGCUCCUCGUUAUCGAGAUUCUCUGGGAACGUCUAGUUUAUAUUCACGUGAUUACUAUGGUUCUGAUUACGGUGGUAGCUCAUAUUCAUCUUUCUAUGGAGGAGAGCCUUCUGGAGGUGGUUAUUAUUAUUAGACGAAAUCUGAAGAUUCAGAGUGUGCCGGCAGAUGAAGGGAUAUGAGGGACAUCCUUCGAUGUCAAAACCAUCACUUUUGUUGAUUGCAACGCUUAUUUAUUAUCAUAUUUGAGUCGUUUCUUCUUCUAUCAUGAAUAUGCUAAUGUCAGUUAGUCGCAGGUUAUUUUCCUAUGAGUGACUUAGGUUUCAGAUUAUAUGAUGACUUUGAUGUCUGGAAUAGGACUUCUGUCAUUAUAUGAUGACUUUGAUUGGAAUUAGAGCUUUUACUUGAAGUUUUUGGGUUUGUAAUUCUGGAGUCAGUCAAACAUAAGAUGACAUACAUGUGGCUUCUUUAUGAUAUUUUUUGGGAAAACUUAUAACAGAUGAUAAUACUGAUAUGUUGGCGUUCAUUCAACUAUUUAGUUAUCCUUUUGGUUCUUGAUUAUGGAGUGGUGAUCGAAAGUUGCCUCUGGUGUGGUGAAUUCCUUGUCAUUUACUGAGGUGAUACAGGGAAUGACUAAUUUUAUGCAUCUACAAGGAAAAAUAGUAGGAAGAUUUCAAUAUUUUGUCAUUAUUGUUCAGCUGAGAAGAAAAAUAUGUAUGAUCUCCAUCAUCGGCAGUUGAGGCCUUUCACCAAAGAGGCUUAUAUGUGUGAGGCAAAACCAUUGUGAUUGUUCUUGUGGCUUUUAAGAGGGCUUAAUUUUUUUGAAGGCCAUUAUAAAAGUAAAUUAUUCCUGCAUUGGUAUUUGAUCAUUGGGAUGACCUAGGCUAUUUGCUGUAGAUUGGAGUAAAUUUGUAUGCAAUGUGGAAUCUCUGAUGAUCAUCUUUCUUAAUUCAGUUUUACCUGAUACUUUGUUACUUUGAUUUGUUAUUGGAGCUAGAAAUACCACUUCGUUCUGUUGACAUGACAAUAUCAUUGUAUUUUGGACAUCCUUUCGAAGGAGAAAUAUGACUCUUUUUAUGUUAGGUUUUGACCGUUGUGGAGUACAAUUGCUCUGUACAAAGUUUACUGGCAGGUAUUUAAUAGAUGGGCUAUGAUUUUAGCUUAUGGAAUUGUCAUGUGUUAAAAGUUGUGGUUGAUGAUCAAUUUGGAGUACGUGCAAUUUCCAGUUUUCACUUGGAAGGAUAAUUUUUUAACCAAGUUUGUCUGUUAUACUGGUUGGAUUUUUUCCUCUUUGGUUAUGUGGCCAAAAUGUUUUUCACCGAAUCAUUUAGCAUUAGUUAAUUUAAAAUUUCAUUACUAUUCUUUUUUUGUGUACUACAACAACAGUUCCAAUAACUCUCUAUUAUUGAUUUCUUAAAUUAACAUUUCAUCUUCUUUGAUAUCUUUGUCCUCAAAUUGAAGUUUAUUUCAUUUUUUUUUCUAUGACCUUAGUUAUUUUAUGUAUUUUUCUUUUUCUUUCCACCUAACCUACAUGCAGAUGUUCUAGAGCUAUAGUUGGACUAUGAUUUCAUCUUCUGGUGCUCAAGCACAUGCGCAGUGUUGUGCUUGGUGACAAUCUGAAGUACGUUUAAUUUCUUGUCACUUGACAGGAUAUGUUUUAAAUAAAGGUGUUGAUGCUGUUGGUGGUUGAGAUGGAGAUGGGGAGGGGGAGAAAUGGGGUUGUUGUUGAGCAGGAAUGGCGAUGCUGACUGCACUGCUUACCUUUGAUGUUGGAUGCAUACUGCAGGUCUUAAGUGCUACAUGAAGGAGAAGAAAAUUCACUUGCCUGUUGAUGUUCCCUGGUUAGUGCUGGUAGUUAAUGUAUUCAUUCUUGUCUUAUGUUUUUUAAUAUUUUUUUAUAUUCUGGGCGGUAGAAUUUUUUUUGUGCGAUUUAUAAACAUGAAAUAAGUACAAAUUCUAAAUACUACUUCCUUCUUGGUUUUAGAAAAAAAAAAAAAAAAUCAGAUUUCCUUUCUAUUA